UGUCACUUAAAUUUUUCCCUCCCUCUCUCCUCGGAAACCCUCGCCUACCCCGUCUCCCGAUCCCUAUCCUCUAAGCGAAACCCUAGGUACAUGUUCCAGCCCCUCUCCCGAUCUGGCCCAAAACCAUCGCCUUCGUGAACGAACCCUCAAGAUUAGACUUUGCUGAGUAGGCAACGACGGGAUUGCGCCUUUCAGAGAGCCCCCGAAACUCCCAUCUCCCAUCUUUCUCAUCCUAUUUCUCCCGCUCCACUCCUACCAGAAACCACUGAGAAAAAAAUCCACAACAAUAUAAAAAUAUGCCGAGAACAACUAAAUUGGAGGUUCCUGGUUGUCCUCCCGUAAGGGCAUUAACCACGGAUGUUCUAGGACUUGUUAAAGUUGUGGAAUCUCAUGGAAAGGUUGGGACUCCAAAGUUGAUUGAGACAUGGGGAUCUCCUGAUGCGUCGCGAUCCGUGCUUGCAACUUCCUUUGAUGAUCGCCAGUCUAAUCCGCUUCUAGCAGUUGCAAGAAAAAAUGGUGUGCUUGAACUUCUUAAUCCCUUCAAUGGAGAUGCUUUGGCUACAAUUAUGGUUGGUGAACUUGGAUUGGCAAAUCAUUCUGUUGAAGAAGAUCCAGUUGUGGGGUUGCACUUGUUCAAAACAAAGAAGAUUGAGUUAUCCUCCGGGUUAGGUAUACUACUUAUAUGUACAGAAAGAGGAAAGAUAUGCUUGAGGUCAAUUCCAUUGAACGAGGCAUCUCUAGGUGCUUCAGCGAACUGGGGUUUAAGUCCUGCUGGUAAAGUUGUAUGCUCAUCAGUAGAUUCGAAGGAGAAGUAUGCUUUAUUUGGAGGAAAGGGCAUGGAACUUAAUAUGUGGGAUCUCGAGAGCUUUACCAGGAUUUGGACUUCCAAACUUCCUCCUGUCAACAUUCUUGGAAUAUUUUCUCCAACGUGUUUCACUGCUGCUGCCUACCUUAGCAAGGAAGAUCAUCGAAAAAUUGUUGCUGGGACAAACAAUUAUCAGAUCCGUCUUUAUGAUAUUUCUGCACAAAGGAGGCCGGUAAUAUCCAUUGAUUUUCGAGAGUCUCCCAUUAAGGUGGUCAGGGAAGAUCUGAAUGGCUAUACAGUUUAUGUGGGGACUGGUACUGGGGAUCUUGCUUCCUUUGAUAUGCGGACAGGAAAACUGCUAGGUUGUUUUGUAGGUAAAUGUGCUGGUAGUAUCAGAUCCAUAGCUAGGCAUCCAGAGCUACCACUUUUAGCUUCUUGCGGACUGGACAGCUAUUUGCGCAUUUGGGAUUCCAGAACUCGACAACUUUUAUCUGCGGUGUUUCUCAAGCAACAUCUGACAAAUGUGGUGAUUGAUUCACAUUUCUCUAGCGAAGUUCCUUCAGGUGAUGCUAAUGAUCAAAUACAUGUUUUGCGGAUGACGAGCAGUCCGCAGCAGGUUGUUUUAGAACAAAGGAAGAAUCACCAAGAGAGAAGAACCAAAUUGAUAGAAUCAAGAAAAAAGUUGGGGAACAAAAACCAAAUGUUUGUUGAAGCUUUCGAACUUAGCGCAAGUGAUAAUGAAGACAUGGAUAGGCAAACUCACUUGAAGAGAAAAGAAUCAUCCAAGGUGAACAGCAAAAAAUCUGAAGGGAAAGAUGGGCGCAAAAAUUUAAAGAGGAAGAAGAGCAGAAGUUUAAACAAUGAGGACUAAAUAAAAAAGUGUCAACCAAGUGACGCAGCAUGAUAGUUAGCAAUGCAGAUGUGGGGUCAUCAGGCUUAUAAAUUUAAUUUCCUUAAUGGUGUUCCUAGUAUUAGAGUUUCUACUUUCUUGUUUGUUUAUUUUUAUUCAAUUAGCAUUGUGUGCAGAGGGGUUAUGUAUUUUCGGCAACUUAAUCUUAUAGAUGGAAAUUUGAAU
Molecule: messenger RNA, 1880 nt
Organism: Phalaenopsis equestris
Lineage: Eukaryota; Viridiplantae; Streptophyta; Magnoliopsida; Asparagales; Orchidaceae
Product: WD repeat-containing protein DDB_G0290555
Exons: 13
Coding region: 297-1676 (459 amino acids)
Biological process (GO): ribosomal large subunit biogenesis
Cellular component (GO): preribosome, large subunit precursor; nucleolus
Molecular function (GO): protein binding
Source: RefSeq, a predicted model, not a curated record